Babesia bigemina is the source of this 597-nucleotide messenger RNA. RefSeq lists its product as hypothetical. The transcript has a single exon. Lineage: Eukaryota; Apicomplexa; Aconoidasida; Piroplasmida; Babesiidae. Bases 1 to 597 code for a protein of 198 amino acids. The record is from RefSeq and is a predicted model, not a curated record.
AUGGUGCACCACAGCCUUCACGUUUCUCCUAAGGAGUUCAAGGAGACCCUUGACUGGGUCGCCGCCGCCAACGACGGCCUCUUCAGCCUCUACGACCUCAGCCACACCGUGGGUGACAUGUUUGACUCCCUCCCCGGUAUGAGCGUGACCAACAUCGGUGACGAGAUCGCCAACAACCUCCCUGACUUCCUCUUCUCCGUCGUGAACUUCCUCGACCACAUCAGGAACGACGCUGUCUACCGCAUGGACUACUCCAGGAACGCCAACUGGAUGAAGGACUGCGACGAGAACCCCGAGAAGUGCGCCCAGACCUUCAUUGACGCCUUCCCCAUCCUGUUCGACGGUCUGCAGGAGCUCAAGUACAAGUGCUCUGUGAGCAAGGCCAACGGUGGCUGCAGCGACGAGAGCCUCGGCGACCCCGACAGCGACCUCGCCCACGUCUUCCACAUGCUUGGUUACGACGUCAGCCGUGAGUUGGACGUCUUCAAGACCGGUGCUGAGAUUGCUGAGGAGAUGGACUUCGUUGACGAGUUCAAGCCCACCUUCCACUCCAUGACUGUCGUUAUGGACUCCCACCCCGCUUUCUUCGAGUACUAA